Messenger RNA from Corapipo altera (White-ruffed manakin), 792 nucleotides. RefSeq names its product tenascin-X-like. Gene Ontology annotation, molecular function: protein binding. The coding region runs from base 1 to 792 and encodes 263 amino acids. The transcript has 2 exons. The record is from RefSeq and is a predicted model, not a curated record. NCBI's taxonomy places the organism in Eukaryota, Metazoa, Chordata, Aves, Passeriformes, Pipridae.
AUGUGGAUGGCCACACCCAUCCCUAUCCCACAUGUCACAACCACAGCUGAGCAAGAGAAGCCACCACCACCCCCAGAGGAGCCCACACCUGAACGCCCCCAAACUGAACCUCCCCCAUCUGAGACCUCACCGACACGAGCAGUGCUGGGGGAGCUGAAGGUCUCCAGUGUCACCCCCAGCUCCGUGGGACUGCAGUGGAGCGUCCCCGAGGGCCCCUUUGACUCCUUCACACUGCAGUACCGGGAUGCCCAGGGCCAACCCCAGGCCCUGCCCAUCGAUGGCGGGUCCCGCUCGGUGACGGUGUCUGGGCUGUCCCCGUCCCGCCGGUACCGCUUCCACCUCUACGGGCUGCAGAACGGGAAGAGGAUCGACCGCGUCUCCAUUGAUGUCGCCACAGGCACGGCUGAACCAGAGGAGCCACUUCUGCCCUCAGAGGAGCCCCGACCUGAGCACCCCCAAACUGAGCCUCCCCCAUCUGAAGCCCCCCCAGCACAGGCAGUGCUGGGAGAGCUGAGGGUCUCCAACGUCACCCCCAGCUCCGUGGGGCUGCAGUGGAGCGUCCCCGAGGACCCCUUUGACUUCUUCACACUGCAGUACCGGGAUGCCCAGGGCCAGCCCCAGGCCCUGCCCAUCGAUGGCGGGUCCCGCUCGGUGACGGUGCCGGGGCUGUCCCCGUCCCGCCGGUACCGCUUCCACCUCUAUGGGCUGCGGGGCGGGAAGAGGAUCGACCGUGUCUCCAUUGAUGUCACCACAGGUGAGGAGGAAGGUCAGAGGGAUGGAGGGAUGGAUUGA